Didymodactylos carnosus is the source of this 1029-nucleotide messenger RNA. The record is from the annotation of a GenBank genome assembly. NCBI's taxonomy places the organism in Eukaryota, Metazoa, Rotifera, Eurotatoria, Philodinida, Philodinidae.
AUGAAUAAAUACACAAUCGAACAACGCGUGCAAAUUAUUAAAAUUUAUUAUCAAAAUAAUGAAUCUGUGCGAGAAACGUUUCGUGCACUUCGUGAAUUUUAUGGUCGAAAUAAUCGUCCUGCAGAAAGCACAAUUCGUGGUCUAGUGAAUAAAUUUGAAUCAAGUGGUACUGUUACUGAUACGAAAGUGCCAGUAAGACAAAGAAAUGCACGUAGUGAAGCCAAUAUUGCUGCUGUUAAUGAAAGUGUUCGUGAGAACUCAAAUUUGUCAAUUCCUCGUCGAUCUCAGGAAUUAGGCAUUUCUCAAACAUCAACAUGGCGUAUUUUGCGUAAAGAUUUGGGUUUACAUCCAUAUAAGAUUCCGUUGACUCAAGAACUAAAGCCAAAUGACCAUUCAUUGCGUCGCAGAUUCGCUGAUUGGGCUUCAGAGCAGCUUGAAGUUGAUGCAAAUCUUGGCAAAAAAAUCAUCUUCAGUGACGAAGCACAUUUCUGGUUGAAUGGCUUUGUUAACAAACAAAACUGCAGAAUUUGGAGUGAAAGCAAUCCACAAAAAAUUCAACAAUUGCCAAUGCAUCCAGAAAAAUUGACUGUUUGGUGUGGUUUAUGGUCUGGUGGCAUCAUUGGUCCAUUUUUCUUCAAAAAUGAUGCAGGAUCCACAGUUACUGUCAAUGGAAUUCACGACAUUUGGUUUCAACAAGACGGUGCCACAUGCCAUACAGCUCAUGAAACAAUCAAUUUAUUGAAGGAGAAGUUUGGUGAAUCGAUUAUUUCGAGAAAAGGACCAGUCAAUUGGCCACCAGGAUCAUGCGAUUUAACACCGUUAGACUUUUUUUUAUGGGGUUAUGUGAAGUCAUUGUGCUAUGCCAACAAACCACAAACAAUUAAUGCAUUGCAAGACAACAUUGAACGUGUUAUCGCUGAAAUACAGCCUGAUUUAUGUGAAAGAGUCAUCGAAAAUUGGGUCCAAAGAAUCCAUGCUAUGAAACGAAGCCGUGGCGGUCAUCUGAAUGAUGUUAUAUUCCAUACUUAA